Messenger RNA from Marchantia polymorpha subsp. ruderalis, 4001 nucleotides. NCBI's taxonomy places the organism in Eukaryota, Viridiplantae, Streptophyta, Marchantiopsida, Marchantiales, Marchantiaceae. The record is from the annotation of a GenBank genome assembly.
ACCACAGUGUAUGGCAAGCCUGACUGCAGGCUGUACUGUGGUCGAGACCGGGGGAAGAGAGGUGGAGGGAGGGGGGAGGGGGGAGGAGCAGCACAGUGGACAGAGGAGUGGUAGUGCUAGAGGUGAGCUUGAGGAGAUGGAGAGAGGCACAGUCUGUGGGAGAGCAGAGUCCGGGAGUGUAGAAUUGGCGCAGCCGCGUGUUCCAGAGCCUCUGUGUGUGUCGGUCCUUGUGCUGGAUUUGAAUCACACGAGUGGCGAGAAUUUGGCCCCUUUCGGCCGUAGAAGUGCUCAGGAGCAUUUGCAAUUUUUGCUGGAGAGCAGAGCAUUUUAGAAUUUUCCGAAUUUUCUGCUCAGCAUUUGGGUUGGUAUAUUUUUUCCCCGAUUUUUCGGGUAUUUUUGGUUCCGGGAGGGGUGGGGAUUGCCAGUUUGGCUUUUUUGCGAGUCCUUUCUGAGCUGAGGAUUCAUUAGUUCUUUGUUGUGUCCAUGAAGUCUGUGGGAAGUGAGGGAGAGGCGAGAGGAGGCUGGUAGCAAGCAAGCCAAGCAGCCUGCCUGCCUGCCAGCCGGCGCUUGUACAAGCAGAGCGUAGAAUCUGUGAUCUGAGCUCUGGUGUAUGUUGAGCAUGAUGCGCUAGUGGACCCAGAGGUGCAUUAAUUACAACUCUGCUUGCCCAAGGUGCCCCGGUGUGCCUUCAUUCGGUGCCUGGGAUCGUAGACUAAGCUGGUCCAAUGCUUCUUUGAUCAGCCGAGGAGAUAUAUACGAAAGCAAAGGUUUAUAUGGUGACAAAGUUCACCACCGAUCGGAAGCUGAAAUUUCUGCAGCUCAGACAUGGAGGCUGAGAUUUUCAAAUGUUCCCUAUAGCUGAGCCUGAACUCUUCCCGAGUUGGAGGCCGCCAUGUAGAUCACAAGUCUUCCUUUUCAGUGUCAGUGACACAAGUCGUGUUUAGCCCUCGGCUUCCUGGGAUUGGCGUAGCAAGGAGUCACUUUUACACCGGAACAUCAACUCUCAAUAUGCCGAAACCUAUUUUACUAGCUGUCACCCGACCUUCCCGAGUUUUUAGGGUGUCCUUGCCAAAAAACUGGCCGGCCUUUGCUCAAGACGUAUCACCUCGCAGAUGAGACCUUGUUUUGUCGUGGAACAAUGCGGCAUCGAUGCUUGAGCCUAAGCUGGGUCGUAGGUAUGAAGUGAAGGUGAUGAUCGAAGGGUCCACGAAGGAGUUUUGUCAUCGCAAGGUGUACUUGUCUCAAUUCCAGUCAUUGAACAAGAGAUUUUUUUCCCAAUUCGGAGAUUUGGGUGUAAGAGGGUCGUGGGAGCGAAGCGAAGCUGUUUCUGUCCUGUCGCAGAAAAAACCUUAUGUGGUGCAGCGGUGGAGCUCUGAAUACAAACGGAAAGAUCUUAAAUGAUUCCAGGCUGGAGAUCAAAUAUUUACUUCUAGUUAUUUCUCUGGACCAGAUCGAACCGUCUUUGUAAAUAUACGCAAGAUGCAUGUUUAAGUAGGCAAUAUGAAAGUAGCUUUGAGAUACUCCAGCUCCAAUGUUGAGGUGCUCAUAGAUCAACGACGAAGACGAGGAAGUUGAAUGAGAUCGGGAGCCAAAAACUGCGGGUGCGAAGGCGGAAGCGACCAAGGGGGAUGGGGAGCGAAUAUCUUCGUGCAAUGUACCUUGAUAAUUUCCAGGAAAGACGAAAGGAAAAUUCUCAUAACCUAGAGCGUCACCAGUGUCCAGCCCGGUUUUUGGAGCUCAAAAACAUCGAAGGCUCGGAAAAGUCUGCUCGAGCUUUGGAUUUUGGUGCACACAUAGCAAUUAGAAGAAACAGAGGCCGAGGAAAGCCCAGAGACAUCUGAUCGAUCUUAGGAGUGACACCAAGGUCCAGCUCGAUAGAUUUCUGGCCAAGAAUGAAGAGGAAGAGAGUAGAAGAAGCUCCAAUGACGCUUGUCAAGCGAAAUUUCUCCGAUCAUGAACAGGGAAUGAUGGCUGAGCCCCAGUUGAGUCGUCCCGAGACUGACGGGCCUAAGACUCACAAGCAAAACGGCGUAGCGUUUCUCAAGAUGGUGAAGGAAACCUUGAAGGAUGAAGUGGAGAGAUAUGAUGCAUUUGUCAAAUCAAUGCAAAGCUUUAAAAGAGGAUUAAUAAGUACGAGGGAAGUAAUCAAGAGAGUCAAGGGCCUGUUCAAGAAUCAUCCAAGUUUGAUUCUCGGUUUCAACAUUUUUUUGCGACCUAGCGACCGUAUCGAGGUACCGGCUGAAGACGAGGUGGAUGUGGAGAAGCUGAAGGUCGCGUUAAGAUUUGUGAACAAGGUGAAAGUUCGUUUCACAAAUGAAGGUGGACACGUAUAUAGAAGUUUUCUUGGGAUUUUAAGAGCUUUUAAAUUUGGCAUGUCAGUGAAGGAAGUCCACGAAAAUGUCAUAUCCUUGUUUCGGGGCCAUGAAGAUUUGCUGGUUGAAUUUCGAGAUUUUCUUCCCACUCGUUCUCUUCGCAACUGGGUGUCAUUAGUUGCAUCUGUUGUUCAAAGGUCGAAAGUUGCUCCGCUUCCUUCCUGCUUUCAUGAAGGACCAGAGAGUUCUCAUCGGGAACCAGAACAUGCGCAGGAGGAAGCUCCUGUUCAUCCCCCUCCUCGGGAGAACAGCAAGUGGAAGGCUGGAGCGCAGGAACAGGGCACGGAGUCUGCAGCGGACCGUCGAGUGUCAGAUAAGGAGGCAGUUGAUGCGGUUAAAGAUUCGACAAGAGCUGCAGCUGAGGUUGUGAAAGAUGUCAAAAAACGAAGAUGUGACACCUCUAUUAGUUGUGAAAGCAACGGACUGAAUGUCGGAGGGCAGGGCCAGGUUCGACGCCUAAGGAGGCGAAAGGGACCAAUACUUGCAGUUCCAGAAACAGCUGUCCCGCAUGCUCAGAAACGAAGAAGGCAGUGCAAAGAAUCGGGAACUAGUGAAGCAGCACAACUUGCCUUCUUUGAGACUGUAAGCAAAGAGCUCGAAGGUAGCAGCGUGUACAAGGAAUUUAUGCAGUGCAUGAAUCUCUGCCGGCUGCAAAUUAUCACCACCUCUCAGCUCCAGGUCCUCGUGAACAAUGUACUGGAUGAACAUCCCCACCUCCAAAAGGCUUUCCACAGUAGUUUCCCAAGCCAUAGAAGGGACCCCUUCUCUAUUCUCAACCAAUGGCAAACUUGCACACCAAGCUAUAGACUGCAUGAUAAUACUUUGUCAGAGAAGGCAUCGACCUCCUCAGAGUCGACGUCGCAAGCUGAUGAUGAUAGCUUGGGUCCUUAUAGUACCCGAGGAGUGUUGAAUGACACUUGGAUCACACUUACUACGGGUGGUAACGCAUUCACUUCACAGGAAAGCAAUAGGUACGAGGAGAUCCUUUUCCGUUGCGAAGAUGAUCAAUACGAGCUAGACAUGCUAAUUGAGACAACUAUAAGCACAGCUGGUAAAUUGUCAGAGUGUAUUGAAAUUCUUAAAGACCCAUCACAUCCGACUUUCGACCUGGAGGAACAUCUGUCCCCCCUCCACUUGAGAUGUAUUGAAAGAAUAUACUGUCCGGUCUUUGCAAGUUUACUCUCUCAUGCACGGGCCAAUCCUGCGACAACUCUUCCAGUCAUACUUGGUCGCUUAGAGCAAAGGUUAGAAGACUGGAAGAGUGCCCGGCCAAAGCUAAACAAGGUGUGGGCUCAAGUCCGUGCUGCUAAUCACAGCAAGUCCCUCGUUUAUGAGAGUGAGAUAGAAUAUCCUGAAAAGGAUGAAGGAGAGUCGAUUACGGAUGGUGAGUGAAAAGUGGAGGUUAUCCAGGUUUGAUCAGAGACCCACAUGAAUCUGUAUGAAAUGGUCACAGGAUAGGUAGUAGAAAGUAGGACUAGCUAGGAGCGGGAGACUGAUUAGGUUACUCAGAUGCAUAGACACUUUCACGUACAGAAACAAAUACUGUAAUGCAGAUCAGCUCUGAAAAGAAUUUCGAGUGACUGCCAAAGCAAUAGAUGACACAAUUUUGCACUCGUAGAUAAGUUACGU